AUGGUGACGUGGAUUGAAUUCACUAAUUUGACCUUUGAUGAAUUCUUAGUCACAAGAGUGAAUGAAUGCCUGAAUACCCAGAUAUGCCCUUCGAAAUCCACCUGCACUGACACCAUAGAAAGCUACUUUUGCACCUGUAAAUACGGAUAUGAAUCGAGCAGUGGGAAAAGACAUUUUACUGAUCCUGGAGUGACGUGCACAGAUAUAGAUGAAUGCCAGAACACCACACGGUGCCCACCUACAGCCACUUGUAAGAACACCCAGGGAGGCUACUUUUGUGUCUGCAAAGCUGGCUUUGUGACGAUGGAUGGGAAACCUCAAUUUACUGGCUCUGGAGCAACCUGCAUAGAUAUAGAUGAAUGCCAGAACACCACACUGUGCCCACCUACAGCCACUUGUAAGAACACCCAGGGCAGCUACUUUUGUGUCUGCAAAGCUGGCUUUGUGACAGCGGAUGGGAAACCUCAGUUUACUGGCUCUGGAGUAACCUGCAUAGAUAUAGAUGAAUGCCAGAACACCACACUGUGCCCAUCUACAGCCACUUGUAAGAACACCCAGGGAGGCUACUUUUGUGUCUGCAAAGCUGGCUUUGUGACAACGGAUGGGAAACCUGAAUUUACUGGCUCUGGAGCAACCUGCAUAGAUAUAGAUGAAUGCCAGAACACCACACUGUGCCCAUCUACAGCCACUUGUAAGAACACCCAGGGAGGCUACUUUUGUGUCUGCAAAGCUGGCUUUGUGACAACGGAUGGGAAACCUGAAUUUACUGGCUCUGGAGCAACCUGCAUAGAUAUAGAUGAAUGCCAGAACACCACACUGUGCCCACCUACAGCCACUUGUAAGAACACCCAGGGAGGCUACUUUUGUGUCUGCAAAGCUGGCUUUGUGACAACGGAUGGGAAACCUGAAUUUACUGGCUCUGGAGAAACCUGCAUAGGAAUCAACUCUAAUUCUUCUACCCCGACACAAGGUACAUUUCCGGGACACUGUAAGCAACAGGAAAUAGCUAAUUCUUUUGGCAACAUCAGCAACAUCUUGACCGGGUCAUCUAUGGACAGCAAGGAAGAAUCUGCCCUUUUCUUGAUGGAGCAUCUUCAUGGAAUGCAAUUGAAAGCCUACAAAGCUGUCCUCAAUCAACCCACAGAAGGAACACUGUGGGUAGAGUCACAAUAUAUGGUUAUCAAAGCACUGACCAUCAAGACGGGCUGCAAAACAAAAAAGCAGAUAUUUAAAUUACAGGCUGAAAAGGAGGCGAUGGAUAUUGAUUGUACUGUCAUCACUGGAGGAGGAACUGGGAGUGCUGUGAUCUUUAUUUCUUACAAUAAUGUUGAGUCCAUCUUAAACGGCUUAUUUGUGUCUAAGGAAAACCUAACUCUUGAUGAAAAGCUGGAUGACUUGCAACUGAAUUCCAAGGUGAUAAGUGGUACAACGGGGUGCAUGAAGUAUUGUUCCCUGGCCAAACCUGUGAACUUCACGUUUCACCAUAUACAGAUGAUAGGGGAAGGCAAAAAGUCUCUUUGUGUCUACUGGAAUGAGAGGUUCUGGUCUAAUGAAGGGUGCCAUGCAAUCUUUUAUGACAGAACUCGAACUGUAUGCAGCUGCACCCAUCUGUCCACCUUUGCCAUCCUCAUUGCCUCGGUCGUGCUGACGGAAGAUCCCGUGCUGACCAUGAUCACCUAUGUGGGGCUGAGCCUCUCUCUGCUGUGCCUCCUCCUGGCUUCCCUCACCUUCCUCCUGUGUCGACCCAUCAAGAACACCAGCACCUCCCUCCACCUGCACCUGUCCAUCUGCCUCUUCCUGGCCCACUUCCUCUUCCUCACGGGCAUCAACCAGACAGAGAUCAAGGUGCUGUGCUCAGUCGUUGCAGGUGCGCUGCAUUACCUCUACUUGGCCUCCUUCUCCUGGAUGCUCCUCGAAGGGCUGCACCUCUUCCUCACUGUCAGGAACCUCAAGGUGGCCAACUACACCAGUGCAGGCAGAUUCAAGAAGAGGUUCAUGUACCCUUCAGGCUAUGGGCUCCCAGCGGUUAUUGUGGCCAUAUCUGCAGGACUCAACCCCCAUGGAUAUGGCACACCUAGGCAUUGCUGGAUCAACCUACAGAAAGGAUUUAUCUUGAGUUUCUUAGGACCCAUAGCUGCAAUCAUCUUGAUAAACUUAACCUUUUAUUUGAUAACCCUAUGGAUUUUGAGAGAUCGACUUUCUUCCCUCAAUAAAGAAGUGUCCAAGAUACAAAGCACAAGGAUGCUGACAUUUAAAGCCAUCGCUCAGCUCUUCCUCUUGGGCUGCUCCUGGUGUCUGGGCUUCUUUCUCAUUGAGUUUAUAAAGGAACCUUUCAGAUCAGUCAUUGCCUAUGCUUUCACCAUCACCAACGUCCUGCAGGGGUUCUACAUCUUCCUGGUCCACUGCCUCCUCAAUCAGCAGGUGAGAGAGGAGUACGUGAAGUGGUUUAAGACAAUGAGUAAAAGGACUGAAUCUGACAGUUUUACCCUUUCCAACUCUACCACCCACACCCAUGUGAAGCAGUUUGGUUUACACGUGAUUGAUCUCACCCUUAUCUCUAGGCAGUACCCCUUUGGGCUUAAUCUGAUACCUUUCUACCUGGUGCAGUGA
Messenger RNA from Hippopotamus amphibius kiboko, 2610 nucleotides. Its product is annotated as adhesion G protein-coupled receptor E3-like. The transcript has 18 exons. Bases 1 to 2610 code for a protein of 869 amino acids. Gene Ontology annotation, molecular function: calcium ion binding; G protein-coupled receptor activity. The record is from RefSeq and is a predicted model, not a curated record. NCBI's taxonomy places the organism in Eukaryota, Metazoa, Chordata, Mammalia, Artiodactyla, Hippopotamidae. Gene Ontology annotation, cellular component: membrane. Gene Ontology annotation, biological process: adenylate cyclase-activating G protein-coupled receptor signaling pathway; cell surface receptor signaling pathway.